UGUCUUGGCAGUUGUGCAUCGCCACGAAGGAACCAAAUAUGUCUUUGAUAUCAAUACUUCUCGUCCAUACAUGCUUUCUCCACAUUAGGGGCCUCGCAGAUCGCCUCACAGCCACACCAUAUGACUACGUCAUGUUCCCAUGCCUAAUCCUCACCAUGUGGGCUACAUAUUUCAUGGUUAAUAGAAUCCACUACAGCUUGAACUCAAGUUAGCCACGCAUUAAUAUUCUCGGAAUAUUCCACAUCCAUAUAUUGACAACUACUUCAUUUUCCUCUAAUCACAACCAAGAAGAUGGACUCGACUUUCGACCCACCUCCUCCCUACUCCUCAACACCAAACUUCCCCGAACAAGAAACCCUACCUCCAACCACCUUCAUCCUAUCAAACAAAUCCAUCCACACCGAAACCGCCCCCUCAACACCCCUCUACCAGAUAUCCCAAGACAUCUCAAUUCUACCCCAAAAGUUCACAUCAGUAAAGUUCGAAAGAAUAGAGACCAUUGCACCAUUAAAACCCGAAAGCCAGUCUCCCGAGCCACAAAGGAAGCACAUAUUCUACCUCGCUCAUCCGGCACAUGCGCAGUACCGGAAAGAUGUGCCCGCAUAUUAUAUUACCUCCGUCUCCCUGGGGUCUUUGGGCAAUAUCCGCUUUGAGAUGAAUAAAUCGCGGUUUCAGAAGGUGGAGUUUAGGGCGCUUAUGAGUCCAGGGAAAACUAUGGCGGAUAAGCCGUUGUUUUGUGACGAUGCCGAGACACUUCUGUUCAGUGCGAAGAUGAAGUGGACCGGGGGUGGGUAUAGAUGGACUGACACUUGGGGGCAGGAGGUGGCGUUUGAGGGGGGGAAGGGCGAAGGAUUGAAGUUGGUCAUUACGGCAUCUAUGAACCAGGAUAUGAGGGAUGCGCUGGUUGCACUCUGGGUUUUGAGGGCUUGGUCUGAUACGGCUGAGAGUAGCGAGGCUAAAGCGGAUGGUGAGUUAACGUUCCAUAUCCGGAUACUGUUAUAACGCCGGUGCGGCCGUACCGGCUUUUCAUGUUUAACCUUUGAAUAGAGCUAGCGGCCUGGUUGCCGCGUCCAGUGUAUGGAAGCACGGAUUUAGGCUUCGCGAAGACGUCGGGAGCGUUGGGAGCCAUUGGCGCACUUGGUGGAGGUGGCGCUUGAUCAGUGGAUUGACCCUCACACACCUCAGUUG
Molecule: messenger RNA, 1188 nt
Organism: Aspergillus pseudotamarii
Lineage: Eukaryota; Fungi; Ascomycota; Eurotiomycetes; Eurotiales; Aspergillaceae
Exons: 1
Coding region: 292-1002 (236 amino acids)
Source: RefSeq, a predicted model, not a curated record